Oppiella nova is the source of this 2626-nucleotide messenger RNA. The record is from the annotation of a GenBank genome assembly. Lineage: Eukaryota; Metazoa; Arthropoda; Arachnida; Sarcoptiformes; Oppiidae.
ACUAUACUCUCUGCACAUAUUUGCAGUACUUUUUGUGGUGAAUGCUAUCAUAAGUGUUGUAUUAAUUACAAAAUGUAUGCGAAUUUGAAUUGUGGCUCACAUUGAGGACAGACAUACAACUUAUGCUUGAAUAUCAUAUAACUACAAUCGUUUGGACUCUAAUUGUAUGGAUUGAGUGAUCAGUGAAUGACCCAAUUCUCAGACCUUUACCACAAUCUCGUCGCAGAUAUCGUCGCAAAUGACAACAAAUGUGAAAGUGGAGCUGAAGACAGACGUGGAGUUGAAUGGCAGCGAACUCAGGGUUUCGGACAAUUCGUUGACAAUGAGUGUCCGCACGAAGACCGACACCGACUCCGAGGGUCGCGACAGUAGUGUUGAGUCCGACCACAAGUUUGACUUAAACACAUACAUCGGGUGUCGCGAAGUGGGAGACAAAGAGCGGCUGUUCUGCAAAUGGAGUGAUUGUCACUACGAGUCCAACCAAAGGACUUCCAUCUCAAGACAUAUCCUCAACAGACAUCUUAAGGGCAAAGAUAUGAUUGAGUCAUACGAUGAGAGCAACUAUUGGGAGAAGAUAUUGAACUCAAACAAGAGUUGGCUGAAGAGAUCGCACUCAAAGAGAUCGUCGCAUAAGAAGUCGGUUGAGACUCGAGAACCUGAUCCAACACUUCCUGAGCCACCACUUCCUGAGCCACCGGUUUUGACACCAUUUGAUUCGGAGCUAACGUCUCAUGAAUUGAAUGAAGCCUUUCUCGAUGACAAUCAAUGGCUCGAAAAGAUCACAUCAAUGGCCUUACCGUCGAUUAUUGCACAGAAGAGUGGCUAUAGUUUGGAUAAUAGCGAACUCAAUGACAAUGACAGCAACGAUGACAGCGAUGUCCAGAAACAGCACUUAAACAUCAGUAACAAUGAGGAGAAUGUACUGUUGAGUUGCAAAGGAUUGGCCUCGAUGUCGAAAGUGCGUCAAUACUACGAAAGUCAGGUAAUGAAUGGCGAGAAGUUUUUUCUCUGCAAAUGGAAGAGAUGUGAGUUUAAGACGAAAAAGAGCCAAAAGAUCGCUCAACACAUAAACCUAUCGCACAUUGGGGUUGAAUUCAAGUGCAAUAAACCGAACUGUAAUAAAGUGUUCAAAAACCCAAAUACAUAUCGCGAGCACCAGAAGAACCACAUCUGCGGGUUCGGGAUCUUUGGCUACGGAUCUAAAGGCGUGAUUGGCGUCUGUCGUAAUGAGAACCUCAAUAGAUAUCGGGAGCGAGUGAUCAUUGACUCGAAGAAGUUUUAUCGCUGCAAAUGGGAGAACUGUAAUGCAAUCACUCGCUAUCAUAUGGCUAUGAAAAGGCAUUUGCACGGUCACGUGUGUCCCUAUAGAGUGAAUCUGAAGCUAAAACAGAAUCAACAGGUGAUAAGUGACAUGAAGUCCGACAACUGGAACCUCGAUCUGGGAAUGGGUUCCAUUGCAUCGACUUCUGGAGCAGUGAUGGCGGGCAGUAGUCCUGAGCAGAGCUCAGACUGCAGUACGAGUGCAACUAAGAAGACAUAUCAGUGCCGACGUAUCAAAUGUGGGGCUAAUUUUGAUAGCCAUUCAGAUCUGGUUCAACACGAAAGCCUUUUUUGUAAUUUUACUAAAUAUGGGAAACAAAUGGCGAGUUAUGAAGACUUAAUGGCAAAGAGACACAAACCCAAUGAACAAAUAGACGCGAAUCCAUCGGAUCCACAAACAAACGGCAAUUAUUCCGCAAACUCUUCGAUUGCAAACUUAGAAAUGAUGGCAAAUGUAGACAAAUAUAUCUCUAAGAAAGUAAUGAAUGGCAUCUCUUAUAAUCUGUGCGUUUAUGGGAACUGUAAAUACACUUCAAAGCAAUUACACAAAACUGUUGAUCACAUUCAGACCCAACACUUUGGAUUCGGACAACAACUUAAUAGUGAGUCAAAUGGCACUCAAAACACAUCUCAAAGAGUGGACUCUUUGACUGAAUCUCCAGAGACUGAGUGUUCGAAAGAGAAUUCGAGCAAAAAGUCUAAAACCAUAGAAGUAAUCGUCAAUAAUGUGAACCCGUCUUCAGUGGUGAUGAGUAGUAGAAGUGCUCCGACUAUGAGUGCAAUGACUGCGAGAGCCGAACAAAAGUACGCAAAACAUACGGUUAACGGACAGACACUUCUCUUCUGCACUCACGAUGGCUGCGAAUUCUUCACGAAAUUGUUGACUCAAAUGGAAAUGCAUGCGAACGAAGCGCACAACCAGUUGUUUGUGUGCGAUAUCGCCAAUUGUGGCAAACAGUUCCGGACAUCGAUUGCGUUGAGUCAACACAAACUGAAUCAUAUCUGCGGCUUCAAUAUCAAGGGUCGCAGACCUACCGGUGUCUGCGAUUUGGAUAACAUUCGGAAAUACAGAGACGAAGUGAUUGUCGACAACCGACUGGUGUAUCCGUGCAGAUGGUGUCCAGACGUGAUCUUCGAGAACCGGUCCGUAGCUCUGGCACACGCCCACAACAAACACCUGUGCCCUAACAGACUGGUUGUCGGACAACAGAGCAGUACUUUAAGUCGAAACGUUGUGCAAAGGAUUGUCGAAACAAACAAACGGAAAAGCAAUCAAAUCUCUGUUUCAAACGACAGUUCACUUUAA